This is a messenger RNA of Helicoverpa armigera (cotton bollworm), 1059 nucleotides long. RefSeq names its product vesicle transport protein USE1 (gene Use1). The transcript has 6 exons. Gene Ontology annotation, cellular component: endoplasmic reticulum; SNARE complex. Gene Ontology annotation, biological process: retrograde vesicle-mediated transport, Golgi to endoplasmic reticulum. The record is from RefSeq and is a predicted model, not a curated record. Bases 123 to 926 code for a protein of 267 amino acids. Gene Ontology annotation, molecular function: SNAP receptor activity. NCBI's taxonomy places the organism in Eukaryota, Metazoa, Arthropoda, Insecta, Lepidoptera, Noctuidae.
UGCGUGCACGUCAAAGUCAAAAUUUCGAAAUCAAUACUCGAAGUCAACAAAAACUUCUUAUUACAUUUUAAUUAAGAAAUUGUUUAAGUACUGACUGAUUUUGUACUAAUUAACUAGCCAAAAUGGCCGUGGAAAGGCCUAGACCCUGUAUGACUGUACCGUCGAAGUCUAGACUGGAAAUGAACGUAAGACAGCUGCUAAACAAAUGUGAGCUGAUAGCUAAGCAAGAGCCUAUUGAUAACAACUGCAGGCUCAAGCAAUAUGUGGAGUCCCUUAGCGAGAUGAUAACAGAACUCAAAACUGGCCCCGACAAGCCACCUAAAGAUGAGUUAGCGGAAUAUACUAAAAGAGCAGCAUUUUUGAAAGGUGUUGUUCAAACAGCUUCCUUAAACACUCCCAGUGAAAAGUUGGAGGCAGUCCAGCAACUGUCACACGGUGCUGCUACCAUGUCUGCUGAUGCUUCAGCUCAAGAGAUACACCAGAAAACAAGGGUCAAAUAUGGGGUGGAGCUGAGAUCUGAACUAUUUGGAUUAGAAGACAGUGAUGAUGCAUUAAGAAAGCGGAACAUAAUAAAAGCACCAAACUUCACAAGUAACAGUAGCAGCCAGGAAGACAUAGAUUCCCUACUUAAAUAUCAUCAGAAUAUGCAGGAGAAGGUUGCUGAGAACAUGGUUAUGCUCACAAAAAGCUUGAAGGAACAGUCACAGAUUGCCAGCACUAUCAUCAAAGGUGAUACUGAGGCUUUGAAGAAAUCCUCAGACCUCACAGAUCGCAACUUAUCCUCCUUGAAAGUGGAAUCAGACAGACUGCAAGAACAUAGCAAGAGUGCAUGGAAAUGUUGGCUGUGGAUCAUGCUGGCUAUUGUCAUGGUUAUAUUUAUUAACAUGGUGCUCUUUAUGAAGGUUAUGAAAAAGAAAACAGUUUGAAGGUAUGUAUUGUAUUCAAAGUGAUAAGCAGAAGUGACAAAGUCAUAAUGUGUCUAGUUCAUUCCUAUUUAAGUAAAUGUAUAUACACAAUAAGUUUUAAUUAUUGUAAUACAGGUAUUUUUAUUAAGUUAUG